GGGCGGUUGCGGACGGGCGAGGCGUCCCCGUCUGUCCCCCACCGCACGCUGCCCGGCGGAGAGGCGGGGGGUGACUGCGGCGGGGGACGGGGCAGAGGCCGGCCGGCUAAAAACAGCCCUCGCCUAAUAAAGCGAUGGGGCCCGGUGCCCGCGCCCUAUAAAUACGCUCGGUGCGCAGCCGGCGGGCUUCGGCCGGCGCGGCUCGGCUCGGCUCUGCAGGCGGGGCGGUGCAGCCAGCAUAGCAGGGCCGCCACUGCCUCCGCCGCCAGGACAGCCCCGGCCCCCGCACCCCGACACCCCAGCGAGAUGCCCCGCGUAGACGCAGACCUCAAACUGGACUUUAAAGAUGUCCUGGUCAGACCUAAAAGGAGCAGCCUUAAAAGCAGAGCAGAGGUUGACCUCACGCGCACCUUCACCUUCCGUAACUCCAAGCAGACAUACACAGGAAUUCCCAUUAUAGUGGCAAACAUGGACACUGUGGGGACAUUUGAAAUGGCUGUGGUUAUGGCAAAACAUGCAAUGUUCACUGCAAUUCACAAGCAUUAUUCUCUGGAAGAAUGGAAACUGUUUGCUGCCAAUCACCCAGAAUGCCUUGAGCAUGUAGCAGCAAGCUCAGGUAGUGGACAAGAUGAUUUGAAAAAGUUAACCAGUAUUAUAGAGGCCAUUCCAGCUAUCAAGUACAUCUGUCUGGAUGUGGCAAACGGCUACUCAGAGUAUUUUGUGGAGUUUGUGAAGUCCGUCCGUGCCCUGUUCCCACAUCACACCAUUAUGGCAGGCAAUGUGGUGACAGGAGAGAUGGUCGAAGAACUUAUUAUUUCUGGAGCAGAUAUUAUUAAAGUGGGUAUUGGACCAGGUUCUGUGUGUACCACUCGGAUUAAGACAGGGGUAGGCUAUCCACAGCUAAGUGCUGUUAUUGAGUGUGCAGACUCAGCACAUGGCUUGAAAGGACAUAUCAUCUCUGAUGGAGGAUGCAACUGCCCAGGAGAUGUCGCCAAAGCGUUUGGAGCCGGUGCUGACUUCGUCAUGAUUGGAGGAAUGUUUGCAGGCCAUGACCAGAGUGCUGGAGACAUUAUAGAAAGGAAUGGCAAGAAGAUGAAACUAUUCUAUGGAAUGAGCUCUGAUACAGCCAUGAAGAAGCAUGCAGGAGGGGUUGCUGAAUACAGGGAAACAAGAGUAGUGAUGUCACUUCCCCAUGCUGAGAAAAUGACGGGAACGACAGGUCGAACGAAGCGACAGUGGGAUGAAGGAAUUAAAGGAAUGAAAAAAGGAACGUGUGUCCCUCCCCUCCUCCCAAGGUCUGCAUCUUCAAGGGAAAGCAAGCCUAAGGGCAAGGUACAAAAUGGUAAAAUAGGUCAACAGCGACUCCGAUUCGGGUCUCGACCAGAGGACUUGAGGUAAGUGACAUCAAACUCAAAAUUCCCCAUGAUGUGGCCCAGACAAACUGAAACAAUGCCUAAGUUAAACGCUAUAAGGAACAGUCACUUUAUAUAUAUAGAUAUAUAGAUAGACGAUAGAUAGAUAGAUAGAUAGAUAGAUAGAUAGAUAGAUAGACAGACAGACAAAUAGACUUUUUUUUUUUAGAAAUCCCUACAAAGAGGUUCUUUUUUUAUUUUUCUUUGCCCUGACUAAUUUCUUGGUGAUUGUAUGCAUUUUGUUGUAAACUAAAGAGGCCUGCUACAAAAGGAAAGAAACAGACAAAAAGAAAACUGCUGUUAGUUAAUAUUGCAAAGCAGCCGCCACACAGAGCAGAGGCCGAGCCUCCUCCUGCUUCACCUCAGCAUCCCGUGCUUGUGAGUGGUGUUGUGCACCUGCCCUGGGGACUGAUGGCAUUCCUAGGCCUGGGGCUGCACUGCAAGGGAUACUCAGUGCCAGAGGGAGAGGCAAAGCCCCACCUUGCAAAGGACUUGGCCCCGGUGGGAGCCAGCUCCUGUGUGCGUGUGUCCAGGAGGAAGGUGGCACUCAGCCAUAUAGUUGACUGCCACCCUCUGCCUGGGUGCCACGUAGACAUGAAUACAUCUCUUUUUUUGCUUUUUUUUUUUUUCCUUCCUGGAUCUCUUUAAACAACAAAUACUAAAAGGGUUCGUGCUUUCUGGGGCAAGGGAUCUUCUACCCUUAAUAUGGUGUGGGGUUUUUGGAGGGGAGGAGGACAGGUGAUGGGGCAGGGCAGAGGGGGGCAAGGAGAAAGGUAGAAAGAAAGAAUUCAAGAGACAAAACCAGGGAAAUCAGAAGUGGGUAUGAGAUCUAGCUAAUACCACACACGUGAGUCUAAGUUGGCACGUAAAGUAUUGCACAUCCUACAAAAGCUAAAGCAUGGAACGGGACAAUUGUUUGGAAAGAACCAGUUAUUUCAGAAUUGCUCAGUCUGAAAUACAAGCACAGAACUAAUACAUUCCUAUUGCUCCAAAUGUAUUUUUUUAUUAUAAUUUUUUUAUUUUUUUUAGUGUUAGUUGAAUAGAUCCAGUCAGUUUAAUAGCCCCUGCUUCCUUAUUAACCACAAAUGUGUAUGCAUAUGGUUUUACUUGAGAUUUCUCUUUUUCCAAGUACACGUGAAGUACAGAAAUAGUGGUACAACUGUGAACUAAAAUCUGUAAUUCUUUCUAUUCCUUUACCAUCAAAGCUCAAAAAAAAAAAAAACAAAAAAAAACCAAAACCAGGAAACAAAACUAAACAAUAAAUUGCAAGUGCCCUGAGCAGAGUAUAUGGAAGAUUAAGCAACUUCUCUGAGCAGAAAUAUUAACAAAUAAGCACUAACUAAGCUGUGUGAUUGUGAGAAGAAACCCACUCAGCCAUUUGGUAGCCUGCCGAGAGGUUAAUAAAAUUCAAGGAAAUUCAAAAAAAGUUUCAAGCUAUUUUAAACAUAUUUCAACUUUUUGGUGCACCCCAGAAUAUGGUAUAAAAACAAUUAGGUCUGGUGUGAGCUAAAUUUCAAGUAACAAGUAACAAGAGUCAAAGAUGGGGUUUGGGGUUAACAUUUCUUCUCUCAAAGAAAAGCACUGUAUUUCAGGGGGGAGGGAAAACAAGACUUUAAAUAAAUUUGUUCACUUUAGGUUACUGUGUUUCUAAUGACAUACUUUGAUUUCCUGUUCUCCCUGUGAGUACAGCUUCUUCAAAACUACCUGAAGGAUGUGAACUCGCCAACCAAAAACGACGACACGAAUGCUUGCUCAUGGAGGGCCCGAGUGCGAUCCCACUGAAAUCCCAUUGGGAUCUUUCAAGAGGCAGCGACAGGCUUUAGCACUCAGCCCCGACACACUUCAUACUCGCACCUCCCCGAGGCUCGUGCAGGAGGCUGGGUGCACAGCACCUCAGAGGAUCCGGCCCUACCUGGGGAAAGAAAAGACUGAAUGCGUGAAUCCCCCCGAUCCUACUUGGUUUGUACCAAACUCUUGAAAUGUCGCCUUUCCAAUGGAAAACAAUGCAAUUAAAAUAACAAAUAAUAAUAAUAUUAAUAAUAAUAAAA
This is a messenger RNA of Cinclus cinclus, 3460 nucleotides long. RefSeq names its product guanosine monophosphate reductase (gene GMPR). The transcript has 9 exons. Lineage: Eukaryota; Metazoa; Chordata; Aves; Passeriformes; Cinclidae. Gene Ontology annotation, molecular function: GMP reductase activity. Gene Ontology annotation, cellular component: GMP reductase complex. The record is from RefSeq and is a predicted model, not a curated record. Bases 307 to 1398 code for a protein of 363 amino acids. Gene Ontology annotation, biological process: nucleotide metabolic process.